UAUUAAUAUUUUUGUUUGUCACCUGUGCAUUUCGUGUAUGAAGUGCUGCUGAAGUAUUCGGACCUCUUACAUUACGUAGAAUUUUAGGUAAUGUUUUGGUUAUUAUAGGGGAAAGGUUUCGUGUUUUCAAUUUAAAAAAAUUGCAAUGAGCGAAAACGUAGAAGGCGAGGAACUACCGGUGGAAGAUGACCAGGCAGUAAACCAAGAAUCAAAUGUAAGUGAGGUGAGAAUAGAGAUUACACCACCAGAAGACGACGAUAGAGGCGCCUCUCGUAAAAUUGUUGUCGUCCCUGUAAAGGAAAAAAGGGUAUCGUACGCUGGCAUACCGCCAUUGGAUAACAUCUCGGAAGAUGGAUCGACUACUUCAUCGCGACAAGACCGAAGUCGUAAAGUAUCCAUCUUUUCCAACCAACUUACUCAACAGCAGCAUCGAAAACUUUCUUGUGAUCCUUUUUUGCUUGUGAAUCAAAGAAAAUACUCGGACAUUUUAGCACCAGGCAGAAAAUUUUCUGGUGUAAACAUACCACCACCUCUUGUUUUACCGAGUCGGAAAGUUUCUAUUGAACCACUAAAUCUACCAGGAGUUGCAAAGAAGUACUCCGUAAUAUCGAUUGGCUCGGACUUUGACUCCCAGGAGACAUUUGAAACUCUUCCCCAUGCCGACCACUAUCGUCGCGACCUGUAUGAGGUUGUUGGGGAGCUCAGACAAAGGCCUACAUUGGAUGAACUUCGUGAUGACGAACGGAAAUCGGAGCCCCGCACACCCCUCACACCCAAAAAACUGUUUGAAGAUGAGUUGGACGAUUCACUAGCGGCGCCACCCCCUCCCCAGAAGAAGGAGGAGUCAGACGCAAAUAAGUUCGGGUGGAUCCAAGGUGUACUGGUGCGAUGUCUGUUGAACAUUUUCGGUGUGAUGCUGUUCCUGCGAUUGACCUGGAUCACUGGUCAAGCUGGAAUAGGCCUGACGACCGUCAUCAUCUGCGGGUCUUCAGUGCUAACCACCAUCACAACAUUAUCUAUGUCUGCCAUAUGUACUAACGGAGAAGUCAAAGGAGGUGGUGCAUAUUACAUGAUAUCCAGAAGUCUUGGACCGGAAUUUGGUGGUUCUAUAGGAAUUGUGUUUUCGUUAGCCAAUGCGAUAGGAGCCGCUAUGUAUAUAGUCGGUUUUGCAGAAACGGUUCAAAUACUAAUGUCAGAUCACGGGGUGACCAUAACCGGCAAUGCGUUGAAUGAUGUCCGAAUUAUAGGGACAGCAACCAGUGUCCUCCUCAUUGCAGUUGUCAUUAUUGGUAUGGAGUGGGAAGCAAAGGCACAACUUGGCCUACUAGUGAUUUUGGUGAUUGCAAUCAUUAAUUAUUUUGUGGGAACAUUUAUACCGAUAAAAGAAGAGCAGCAGUGGAAUGGAAUUGUUGGAUACAAAGCUGAAGUCUUCUCAACUAACUUUGGUCCAGACUUCAAGAACGGAGAAAGUUUCUUUUCCGUGUUUGCCAUAUUUUUUCCAGCAGCGACCGGUAUUUUAGCCGGAGCCAACAUAUCUGGGGAUUUGAAAGAUCCUCAAAGCGCCAUUCCAAAGGGAACCAUUCUAGCUAUAAUAAUCACCACCAUCGUUUACCUCGGUAUCGCCUGGACCAGUGGUGCCUGUAUUGUACGGGAGGCAGUGGGGAGCCAGGUCUUGAAUUUCCUACUUGACACGAACACCACUUUGGCGCCAAGCAUGGAACUCGUACAAGAUUGUCAGAAAUUUAACAUGACCUGUGAAGGAGGACUGGUGCCUGAUAAAGGGGCAAUCGGAAUAGCUUCCGCGUUUGAGCCUCUUAUUUUGGCGGGAAUAUUCUCUGCAACAUUAUCAUCAGCACUCGCUAGUAUGGUCGGUGCGCCAAAAGUUUUUCAGGCUUUAGGAAAAGACAAACUAUUUCCAGUAAUCCACUUCUUCGCCAAAGGGUAUGGUAAAGGCGGUGAGCCAAGACGAGGCUAUUUCCUAACUUUCUUCAUUUGUGUAGCCAUGGUGUGCAUAGGGGAACUUGACUUGAUUGCACCUAUCAUUUCUAACUUCUUCCUGAUGGCCUAUGUUCUGAUCAACUAUUCAUGUUUUGACGCUUCCCUGGCCGACUCGCCUGGGUUCAGACCCAGCUUCAAGUACUACAACAAAUGGGUCAGUUUCAUCGGGUCGCUGAUAUGUUUGGCAGUCAUGUUUCUGAUAAACUGGUGGGCUGCUCUAAUAACAUUUGUUGUCGUUGGAACCCUGUAUCUUUCCGUCAGAACUAAAAAACCAGAUGUAAACUGGGGGUCUUCCACACAGGCUCACGUUUAUAGAGAAGCUCUACAGCGAACUCUACGUUUGGUUAAGGUGGAAGAACACGUCAAGAAUUUCAGGCCACAAAUAUUGGUUUUAUCGGGUUAUCCCAGGAACCGACCAGCGUUAAUAGAUUUUGCUGCAAACAUUACAAAGAAACAGAGUCUUUUAAUCACAGGUCACGUGUUUACCGGUGAAAUGUCUGAUCAUGUAAAGAAUCUGCGUUCGCAUGGUGCGUAUAAGUGGUUUGAGAGUAGGAAAAUCAAAGCAUUUUACAACGCUGUGGUAACACCAACACUUAGAAUCGGAACUCAAGUUCUCCUUCAGGCCCUGGGGAUAGGUAAGCUCCGCCCCAACACACUGUUUCUUGGAUACAAGGCUGACUGGCAGAAAUCCGAUCCCGAUGAACUGGAGGAUUACUUUAACAUCAUCGAAGAUGCGUUCGAUCUGAAAUAUGGAGUGGGAAUUCUGAGAAUCGCGGAAGGCUUCGAUAUUAAUAGAAUACCUGAUGAAAGCGAGAUAAACGACGAUGAUCCCGAUCUCGAGGAGAAUGACGAUAAUUCUGAUGACGAUGAAGAUGAGGAUGAUGACCCAACAAAACAACACUCUCCAUCCUCACACCCUGAUGAGAGGAAACCCAGCGGUUCCUACAGCCUCAAAGACAGCUCCAAACACACAGGAGGACAAGUAAAGUUAAAACGUCUGAACACUGUGGAGGAGGGGUCAGAAAACCUAGCCUUUAGCCCUGACGCUCCCAAUGGCAACACCAAAGGAGAUCGACCUAAACUAAACACUCUGUUAUCUUCAAUGUCGACUGCCGCACUUACCUCUAGAUUCCAAGAGGACCAAUACGGUACAAUAGACGUCUGGUGGCUCUUUGACGAUGGAGGCUUGACUCUGUUGAUACCAUACAUUUUAUCGAAGAGGAAAACGUGGAAGAAUUGUAAAUUGCGAAUAUUUUGUGCUGGCACAAAGAAAGGAAAUCAUUAUCAAGAUGAAGUCAGAAUGUCGUCUUUGCUGUCAAAAUUCCGAAUAGAAUAUUCUCAGCUGACUGUGAUACCAGACAUGUGGAAAAAGCCGUCGCUCACAAUGUAUAAAGAAUUUGAAAGCUUAAUUCAUCACCAGCGACUCAGGCCACACGAAUCUCCCGAUGAUUAUCCAUGGAAAAUAUCCGAUUCUGAUCUUGUUGCAAAUAAACAAAAGGUCUACAGAAAUAUUAAAUUGAAGGAGCAGUUGUUGAUUCAUUCUCCUGAAGCUUCUCUCAUUGUCAUGACACUUCCGGUUCCGAAGCGAGAGGCUUGUCCAGCAGCUUUAUUCAUGGCUUGGUUAGAGAUGAUAUCACGUGGUAUGCCACCUACACUAUUCCUUAGAGGAAACCAAGAAAAUGUUCUCACAUAUUAUUCUUGAGUUAACAGUACUGGUGGAAUAUUAGUGAGGGGAAAACCAGAAAACGUUUUUCAUUCAUAAUUACAAUGAAGCAUAUAUUUGUAAAGGCAAUUCUAUUGAACUUUUUCAUUCAUUAUUAGCAUGUAUUUGUAAAUAUAGUAAGUUCUAUUCAACUUUUUCAAUAAUAAUUAGCAUGUACUUGUAAAUAUAGUUCUAUUUCAUAAUUAGCAUUUAUUUGUAAAUAUAGUUCUAUUGCUCAAAAGCGACUAUAAUCACAAUCUGUGGCACUGUGUUUUAUGGUUGCUUGAAAAUGGUGAUUGUUCCUUUUUAUGAUGUUUCAUAUGCAUGUACAUAUGCGAAGAAAUACAUACAAAUAAAGCAACGUAAACAUAAA
Molecule: messenger RNA, 4073 nt
Organism: Ostrea edulis (European flat oyster)
Lineage: Eukaryota; Metazoa; Mollusca; Bivalvia; Ostreida; Ostreidae
Product: solute carrier family 12 member 3-like
Exons: 23
Coding region: 146-3700 (1184 amino acids)
Biological process (GO): chloride ion homeostasis; sodium ion transmembrane transport; chloride transmembrane transport
Cellular component (GO): membrane
Molecular function (GO): sodium:potassium:chloride symporter activity
Source: RefSeq, a predicted model, not a curated record